CUGUGAGUUUCCCGAGCUGCUGCUCCGCCGUGAGAAAAAUGUUAGAAACUGUUCGGGGCUGCAGUCGUAGCGGGUGAGUUCAUUUCGAGGACAAAAGAACAAAUUAAACUCACUGAGUGGAACAGCUCUUAAUGCUCGAAAAGAGCAACAAUUCAUGUGAGAUGCAUUGUAGAGGCUGAAACAUGCCAGGAUGCACAAGUGAGACGUUGAAGAGUGAUGAUCUGAAGUGCGAAGGCCUGCCUUUUCUCUAAUGAAAGCCAACCCACAUGGCACGUUGACCCUCACACAUGCUGCAAACAUACUAACCAGCCAUGUCUCAGUCCGAAUCUAGUGCUAAGGUGUGCGACUGGCUGAGCAUGCUUCGCUUGGAGCAGUAUGGCGAGGCAUUUCAGGAGGCUGGGCUGGCAACGUUACAAGAGUGCCAGAACCUCACGCCGGAUCUGCUGGAACAGAUGAGCAUCACCCUCCCAGGUCAUCAGAGGCGAAUCCUGGCAAGCCUUGACAAAAUGACCGGUAGUUAUGAUGCAUACUCUAACCUUGUAAAGCCUGAGAGAUCCAAGAAGACUUCUCAUCCUGAGGUUAUAAGGAGAGAGAAGCCUGUGCCUGUUCCUAUGCAAAGAAAAGUGGAAGAAGAUAUAAUGGAUGGCGAGUUAAGAAGACCUAUACCUAGGGAGAGAGACAAACCAGUCCCCAAGGAGAGAUACGUGUCCAACAUACAAGAGAACAGUAGAGAAGAAGGAGAAACAAAGCCUGUUCCUCUACAAAGACACGCUGCUCUUGCAAGAACAAAGGAGGAAGACAGGAGUGGGGCGCUAGAUGAAAAAAGAGCCAAGCCGGUGGCAAAGGAGAGGACUAAGUUUCGUUCUAUGACUCCAGUGAAUUGCCACUCUACAUUCAUUGUGUCUCCACCAUCUGACACUUCUUUACCACCUGUUCCCCCCCGCAGCACCCCUAACUGCCCCCCACAGCGCUUCACCUCAUCCCUGAGCUACUCACCUCCUGCUCAGCACUCUGAGUCCUUGAGUUUAGACAGGAUUGUUGUCGUACCUCCGGAAGGACAGUGCAGAUCUUCAUCCCAGAAUUCCACCCCCACCAGCACCCUUGCUUCCACAAAAGCACCCAUCAAAACUUCAAGCAUCCAGUCUACCCAAACUAGGCCUCAGACAUUAAGCAUACGGCCAGAUACCCACCCUCUGGGUGGGGCGGAAGUCAGGAAAGCUUCACCCAUAUCCUCGGCCUCCUCUCCCAGUGAAGACAAAAACGUCCCACCUCUUCCUCCAAAAGUAGGAUCUAAAGGCCCGCCACCAAUUCCACAGCGGGUUCCUCUAAUGUCGCCCAAUACCCAUAGCCCGUCUUUGACCAACACAGGAACUGAGGAGCUGAUGCAGAGAGACCCCACUCCGCAGGUCCCACUUUGCAGCAGGACGCCGCAAACGCCGGACAACAGUCAACCGUCCGUUCAGCCUGAAGCACAGCCUGCUCUGCCUUCGAGGAGGAUCUCCAAACCUCCUGUCUGUAUUUCAGCUGAUAAUAGUUCUGAUGACUACGAGGAUACAGACCUGUUUAACUCCAGUGUCCAGCGAAGGAAGGUGGCAGACAGGGACAUGUCCCUGCAAGUGCCCAAUAACCAAAAAGAACGGGUCUGUUCUUUUUAUAGUGAUGACGAGCUGUUAGAUGAAGAUCACUCCCCCCCUUGGCAGAGUGAGAUCGGCAGCCAGACUGGCAGCUUCUGCCUGCCUCACACCGGCAGACUGUCUACACCCAUUAAGGAAGACAGUUCCCAACACUCUACUGUCAUCAAGAUGGGAUGGCUGGACAAGAAUCCACCACAGGGGGCUCUUUAUUACCAAAGACGAUGGGUUAAGCUAGAGGUUGACUAUCUAAGAUACUUUGAUAAUGAAAAGGAGGUGUAUUCCAAGGGGUUCAUCUCAACAGUAUUUAUCACUAAUGUGUCCAGCGUGGGGGAGCUGAAGUUUGAGGUUGCCACAAACAACCGAACAUUUAUCUUCAGGGCUGAAAGCGAAGCUGAACGAAAUGAAUGGGUGACUGUACUGCGGGACUGCACCGGGGGGCGCCAAAGCCAAAGCACCAUGAACGCAGGUUCAUCGUUGGCCCCAGACUCUCAGGGCUAUUUGGAGCUCAGAGGACUACGCUCCAAACUUUACACUGUUGUUGCUUCAGAUAAAGUCUUCCUCUAUAAAAACAUAGAUGACUUUCGUAUUGGAGUGGGAAUAACAUCCAUUGAUAUGAACGUAGGAAAUGUGAAAGACUCAGAUCGUCGUAGCUUUGAUCUCACCACACCUUACCGCAUAUUCAGUUUUAUAGCGGAGUCGGAGCAGACGAGGGAGCAGUGGGUGAAGGCCAUGAGGAACGCCAUAGGAGAGGCGCUGUCCAACAGCGAGGUGGUCGAGAGGAUCUGGGCGGAGCCUAGUAACAGUUUGUGUGCUGACUGCAGCGCUCCGAAUCCAGACUGGGCAGCCAUCAACUUGUGUGUGGUGAUCUGCAAGAGAUGUGCAGGAGAACACCGAGGGCUGGGUCCGAGUAUCUCUAAAGUACGAAGUCUGAAGAUGGAUAAGAAAGUGUGGACAGAGGAGCUCAUCCAGGUUUUCCUAGGGCUCGGGAACGAGCGGGUGAACACUUUCUGGGCCGCUAACGUCCCGCCAAGUGAAGCUCUGUCGCCCUCUAGUUGCAGUGAAGACAGGCGGCGCUUCAUCACUAACAAGUAUCGCCAGGGCAAAUACAGAAAAUACCAUCCGUUGUAUGGGAACCAGAGAGAGCUUAACAAUGCCCUCUGCAUAAAUGUGCAGUGCAGUGAUCUGCUGGAGACGCUGAGCCUGAUUUUCUGCGGUGCAGAUGUGAAUUGUUCAACUGGUAUGGCAAGUUGUCCGUUCCCCGAGUCCCUGGCCAGCGCACACUUCCAGCCCCUGCAGGCUGAGUUAAUCAGACAUAACCUCAACACAGAGCUGCCCCAGUUACAGGUGGAGGGUGGUAUGGAUCUGGAACAUUACCAACCACCACCUUCUGUGUCUUACAAUGGCUUCCUUUUCAAAACUGCAUCCAUGGGGCGGGCUGUCACUGAGCGCAAAGUGAAAGAGGAGUUCAGCCGUCGUUGGUGUACGCUGAAUGAUGGCACCUUCAGCUACUAUGAAAGCGACAAGAACGCUAACCCUAACGGGACACUUAAGGCUUCGGAGAUCGUCUGUUUGGCUGUCGAUGCGCCUGAGAAGCACGGGUUUGACUUUACCUUUGAACUCUAUUCGGAGUCGGAGCGUAUUUAUCUGUUUGGCACUGAUGACCCAGACAGCCACAAGGAGUGGGUCAAGUGUAUUGCCAAGAGCUUUAUCCCAGCUACAGCAGAGCCUUUGCUAAGACUGAGUUUUGAACGGGUUGGACGACUGAAGUGUAAAGAUGGCUUGAAUUUACAGAAAUCCAAGGUUGGCUGGUUUGCUCUGGUUGGCUCUACUCUUCACGUCUACCUGGAGGACAGCAAGGGAGAGGAGAUCCACCUGCGUAAACUCAACGAACUUUCAAUUCAACAAGACAAUGAAGUGUUAGUUCUUGUGGAGAAAGGCAGGACUCUGUACAUUGAGGGAGAGAGGAAGUUGGACUUUGCCGGUUGGUGUGUUGCCAUCCAGGCAGCUGCAGGGAGCGGAGGAGACACACUGAGCCAGCAGCAGCUCACAGACACAGAUAUACCCGUCGUAGUACUCAGCUGCAUCGACUACAUCACGCAGUGCGGUUUGACGUCAGAGGGAAUUUAUCGGAAAAGCGGCGUGAACUCCCGUGUGACGGCUUUGUGCGACAGAUUCCGCCGUGACGCCCGCAGCCUCCGCCUGAAGGAGGGAGAACAUCAAGUGGACGACGUCUCCAACACACUCAAACGCUUCUUCAGAGAGUUAGAGGAGGGGCUGUUUACAUCAGAGGAUGCCCGCAACUGGCUCAGCACCACUGCCAUUCUGGAUGAAAAUGAGAAAAUCUCUCAGUACAAGGUCCUGUUGGACAGACUUCCUCGCGUCAACAAGGCUACACUACAAGCUCUCAUCAACCACCUCUACUGCGUGCAGCGUUUUUCUGAGCUAAAUCAGAUGAACCUCCACAACCUGGCCAUAGUGUUUGGUCCCACUCUGUUCCAAACCGACGGGAAGGACUACACUGCCGGCCGAGCCAUAGAGGACCUCAUACAGCACUACACACUUAUAUUUGAAGUGGAUGAGCAGCAGCUGAACAAGCAGCUGGAGGAGAUCAAAGCCAUCAUCCAGAUGCGAGAAAAACUCAAUACCAAGUUUCCUAUACAUCAGAGAACCGAACGUGAUGGCCACUUCAUUUGUACUGUAUAUCUGGAAGAGCUGAAGGACACAGCAGAGCAGCAUGUAAAGAUUCCUGGUUCAAUGACCGCAAUAGAGCUGGCUUACGAAGUUCUGGACCGGCGUAACAUUCCAGUCAAAGAUAAGGAUUACUGGAGCUGCUGGGAAGUAUGUGAAAAGGAGGAAAUGGAACGUCCGCUGCAUUAUCAGGAGCGAGUCCUACCCAUCCUUCACUCUGUUGGCAAUGAGUCCCAUCUACUCAUCAAGAAGCAGCCUGCUAUGGACGCCAUGAUCAUCUACCUUGCCACUAAAGUGGAUGUAUCCAAGCACGGGAUGAUGAAGUUCAGAGAAGAGCGAAGCAUCCUGGGUUUGGGCCUACCCACUGGAAAUUUCCACGAUCGGUUUUUCAUUCUCAACAUCACCUCUCUCAGAAUGUACAAAGAUGUUAGAAGUCACCGUCCAGAACGGGAAUGGGUGGUGAAAAACUUGAAGAUUUACUUGGGAAUCAAGAAGAAGCUCCGUCCUCCUACAUGUUGGGGUCUGACUGUAGUGUAUGACAGCAAGAAACAAGAGAAGCCAGAGAGACACCAGUGGUAUCUCUGCUGUGAGACCCAGUCGGAAAUGAGGGAGUGGUACGCUACAUUUCUCAGUAUUCAGUACGACGGGAACCUGUGGCCCCAGGAUGGCAUCCAGCAUAACCGGGUGAGCCACGCUCUGCCGGACACGCGUCACGGUAACGUGUCACUGAUCCCGUUACGUGGCAGUGAGAAUGAGAUGCGGAACAGCGUAGCCGCUUUCAGCCAGGACGUGCUUGCUCUCUUUAGAGAUGUGCGAUAACGCUCACAGCAGCUGGAACAGCAAGUGUAGGAAGGAGAAGCUCAUUGGAUGACCUCUGAAUAUUCUAGGAACCUCCACAUUCAGUGACCAUACGGAGCAGAUUGAUGGACACUCAGAGGAGCUUGGACUCAUCAUUUUAAUGUGAACUUAUAGCUCUACCCAACAGGACCAAAAAACAGUAAAUCGACAGCCGGACCCUGUGAAAAACCCAUCCUUCAUCGCUGUCUGUUCACAGAGGAAUUUUACUGGAUGGAUGGAGUCAUGGCAUUAAAAAGAAAGUCAGGAAUAAACCACAAAGACUUCCCCAGUUGUUUCCAGCUUGUUGUGCAGCAGAUUCCACUGUUCCCAUUGUUUACCGGAGUCAAAAACACACUGCGAAAACAGGACAAAUUGUAUUCCUCUAAUGUGUUGGUUCCAGAAAGUUUGUUUUAUUAAAAGUUUGCAAGUCUUUUGUAGACGUUUUAACUUUAAUUCACGUUAAAUACGAUUGCUUUGAAAAUCGGCUAUUUAAUUAUGCAGCAGAGAGCUGAACAGGAAAGCUGAGAUCAGAGGAGGCUGUGAUCCGAUUUCUCCUGGAUUGGGACUCAGACUUGUCCGAUGAUGGACCUACAUCUGUCCCUCUGCUGGAAGUCUGUGCACCAGCUUGAUCAAAGCUGUCAUUUCUGCUGAAGUGGGAGCAGGCUGAUGGUUUGUAACAUAGUAGCUUUAGAGGUGUUAAGGUAAGUCCGUCCUUAACCAAAAGGAGAAACAACAGUUUUCCUUAAUAGUAAAACAAGAGUUUUUAGCUACAAAUUUGGUAAAUCAUAAGAAAAUAAAAGAUGUAGCUAAUUUGUGGUUCAUUUUCUGGAUCAGACAGCUUAAGAACACCAUGAAAAGGUUGUUUUUCUUCUAAGCAUAUUUACUUAUUUAACCUGAAGUUUUAUUUUUACUUCUCUGCCGUCUUUCCUCCUCUCUGUUGGUUCUUCUUAUUGCCUGUGUUGCAUUGAUGAGACUGUUAUUAUUAACCAGCAGUAUUUCUGAAGGUGUAGAUCACAAAUGUAUUAAACUUAAUUUAACAAAUGUCUUUUUGUCAAUUUUCUGCAAUGUGAGAUGUUGUCAGUAAAGUGUUUUUAUUGUUUGAGGCAAACAUUUAAACUCUGUAAAGCACAUGAAACUAAUUAAAAUGCACUGCAGUGUCUUAUUUAAUA
This is a messenger RNA of Girardinichthys multiradiatus, 6328 nucleotides long. Its product is annotated as arf-GAP with Rho-GAP domain, ANK repeat and PH domain-containing protein 1-like. Gene Ontology annotation, biological process: positive regulation of GTPase activity; signal transduction. Bases 312 to 5141 code for a protein of 1609 amino acids. Gene Ontology annotation, molecular function: protein binding; phosphatidylinositol-3,4,5-trisphosphate binding; GTPase activator activity. The transcript is spliced from 35 exons. The record is from RefSeq and is a predicted model, not a curated record. Lineage: Eukaryota; Metazoa; Chordata; Actinopteri; Cyprinodontiformes; Goodeidae.